Molecule: messenger RNA, 1218 nt
Organism: Acanthosepion pharaonis
Lineage: Eukaryota; Metazoa; Mollusca; Cephalopoda; Sepiida; Sepiidae
Source: the annotation of a GenBank genome assembly
AUGUCUUGCUUCACUUGGCGCUGCAUGGAGCAAUGCUUGGUAGUUUCUGUCGUUCUUCUUCGCAUAGUUUCAUUAUACUUCUUCAUCUUUCUUCCAUUAACUCUUUCUUUGUUUCCUGUUUUUCCUUCCUGUAACUUUCAUCAAUUUUUCUCCUCACCUUCAGUUUUUUUCUUCACGUUUCCUUUCAUUUUCUCUUACUUUUUGUCACAUUACAAUUUAUUUUUAUCUAUUCUUUCCUUUUCUUCCCCUUUUAUUUUUAUUAUGUCUCACCAGCGCCAUUUUGUAUGUCUUUAUUUUUUAACCACGUCUUCUACUAGUCUCCUCCCCACGACUCACACCACAUUCCCACCCACUCUUCUUUUUCUCGUUUACACUCGCUUUCUCUCUCUCUCUCUCUCUCCCCGCGCCCUUUUUUUUUCUCUUUUCAAUCUUCUUUUAUUUCUUUCUUUUUCCUCAGGUUUAUUUUUAUUCAACUGUCUCAUUUUUUUGUCUUUAUUUUUGUUCUCGAACUUUCUUUUCUUUCUAUUUUUCAACUCUCUUGUUAUUUAUUCAUCCACUCUUUCCAUCUCACCUUGUGACUCUUUCUCCGGCAGUCAUUUUUUUCAACUAUAUUUUCUCUCUUUUUUCCUUCUUUCUUUAUGUCUUCCUGUCUCUCUUUUAAUCACCAAUUUGCACGUUUUUUUUCUUUCCACUCCCCUUUUCAUGCUUUCUUAUUUUUCCCACCCUUCUCUUUCUUUUCUAUCAUUUUAUUUCUUUCUAAACGUCGUCUCCCGCCUCCUCCUCUCUAAUUUUCUUACUCUUAUUUCUUUUUCCUUUCCGUUCUCUUCGAUUCCCUUCACUUUUUACUUGUCAUUUUUUUUUUCUUUUCUUUCUCCGUCUUUUUCUCUCUGUGUCUUUUUCUUCUUUCUUUUCGACUCUCUUCGUCUCCUCACUUUAUCAUUUUGUCUUUCUUUUACACUCAUCUCUUUCUUAGCUAUUUCCCUUUCGUUCCAAAUGUGUUUCCGAUAUGUUUUUGUGCUAUUCUUUUUUGUCUGUUCUGUCUGCUUCCUCUCUUGUAUUCAUCUCAUUUUCCGUUCACCCCCACUUCCUUACAAUUUCUUUCCGUUCUUUUCCCCAUCUUCGAUGCCUCUCCUCCCAAUUCCUCAAUCGAUCACUGAUUCCCACUCUCGAUUACUUACUCUAUUCCAUCAAUAUAUUUCCCUAUCACUCUUUAACUAA